This is a messenger RNA of Vitis riparia (riverbank grape), 4923 nucleotides long. RefSeq lists its product as uncharacterized. Gene Ontology annotation, molecular function: nucleic acid binding. Gene Ontology annotation, biological process: DNA integration. The record is from RefSeq and is a predicted model, not a curated record. NCBI's taxonomy places the organism in Eukaryota, Viridiplantae, Streptophyta, Magnoliopsida, Vitales, Vitaceae.
AUGAGUGCACCAUCAUGCAUUGUUCCUCCUAGUGAGCAAAUGAUCAUCCGUCCUUAUUUGGUGCCACUUCUUCCUCAAUUCCAUGGAAUGGAGAAUGAGAAUCCUUACACUCACAUAAAGGAUUUUGAAGAAGUAUGUCAUACUUUUCAAGAAGGGGCUGCAUCAAUUGAUCUUAUGAGGCUUAAAUUGUUUCCUUUCACUCUCAAGGACAAGGCAAAAGUGUGGCUGAAUUCUUUGAGACUGCGAAGUGUCCGCUCAUGGCCUGAACUACAAGCUGAAUUUUUGAAGAAGUUUUUUCCUGCUCAUCGUAUGUCACCGGCUAUGAAACAAUUGCUAGAAACCAUGUGUGGAGGAGACUUUAUGAGCAAAAGUCCUGAUGAAGCUUUGGAUUUUCUAAACUAUGUGGCUAAAAUAUCUAGAUCAUGGGAUGAACCUCAUGGAAAAGACUCCAGCAAAGUCAAGCCCCAAAACAAUGCUAAAGGAGGAAUGUACACUUUGAAUGAGGAUGUAGAUGUGCAAGUAAAAAUGGCAACUCUAUCAAGGAGAUUGGAAGAACUUGAAGCAAGAGGAGCUAAUGAAAUCAAAGUGGUUAAUGAUGUUCCAAUGCAAAUUGCUCAAUGCUCCAUAUGUCAAUCCGGUGAACAUCUAGUGAGCGAAUGCCCCACCAUACCAGCUGUUAGAGAAAUGUUUAUGGAGCAAGCUAAUGUCGUUGGAUUUGUUAAACACUCCAACAAUUCUCCAUUUUCAAACACUUAUAAUCCGGGUUGGAGGAAUCAUCCAAAUCUAUCUUGGAAGAGUGGACAAGGACAAUUUUCUUCUAACAUGCAAACUUCUCAACCUCAAGCUUCACCGGUAGAACAAGCUAUAGUGAAUUUGAGUAAAGUGAUGGGUGACUUCAUUGGAGAUCAAAAGAGUAUCAAUACUCAAUUAAAUCAAAGGAUGGAUCAUGUGGAGACAUCUUUCAAUCAGAAAUUUGAUAGCUUGCAAACCAAUCUCACACAAAAAUUUGAUAAUAUGCAGCUUGCUAUUUCCAAACUCACAAGUAUGCAUACGGUGCAAGAAAAAGGAAAAUUCCCUUCACAACCCCAACAAAAUCCAAGGGGAGUUCAUGAAAUUGGAGAAAAAAAUGAAAAUUCGGCUAAGGUAGAUGAAGUGAAGGCAAUCAUUACCUUAAGAGUUGGCAAACAAGUUGAUCAACCUAUGCCAAAACCAAAAGAGAAUAAAGGAGGGGAACAAGAAGAAAAUCAAGAUGAGGUUGUCAAUGAAGAGGUUAAGAAGAAAGAUAAGCUCUUAUCUCCACCUUUUCCAAAAGCUCUUCAAUCAAGGAAGGUGGUAAAUAAUGCAACUAAGAUUUUUGAAGUUCUCAAGCAAGUCAAAGUUAACAUACCACUCCUAGACAUGAUCAAGCAAGUUCCUCCCUAUGCCAAGUUCCUUAAAGAUUUAUGUACAAUGAAGAGGGGUUUGAACAUCAACAAGAAAGCUUUCUUAACUGAACAAGUUAGUGCAAUCAUCCAAUGUAAGACUCCAAUCAAAUAUAAAGAUCCAGGGUGUCCUACCAUUUCGGUGAAUAUUGGAGAUACAUAUGUAGAGAAAGCUCUUCUUGACUUGGAUGCAAGCGUAAAUCUUCUUCCCUAUUCAGUACAAGCAAUUGGGUUAGGGGAACUCAAGCCUACUUCUAUGACAUUAUCUUUGGCUGAUAGGUCAAUUAAAAUUCCAAGAGGAAUGAUUGAAGACGUAUUGGUUCAAGUGGAUAAAUUUUACUAUCCGGUUGAUUUUAUUGUCCUUGAUACGGAGCCAAUAGCAAGAGAACCUAAUCAUGUUCCAAUCAUUCUUGGAAGACCUUUCUUAGCCACAGCAAAUGCUUUAAUAAAUUGCCGGAAUGGGGUAAUGCAGCUCACUUUUGGGAAUAUGACUCUUGAGCUGAAUAUUUUUCAUCUAUGCAAGAGACAUCCAAAUCAAGAUGAGGAUGAACAAGAAGAAGCUUGCUUGAUUGAUACUCUUAUAGAAGAACAUGCCUAUGAAGAAUUUGAAGAAAUUGAGCAAGAAGAAAAAACUGAGGAAGCUAAUGAAAUUACCUCCAUGAAUCAUCCUAUGCAAUGGAAAGCAAAAGAAAAGCCUUUAUCUCUAACCAAUGAUGAAGAAGAAAAGAAGGAAGGAUCACCUAAGCUCGAUCUCAAACCCUUGCCAAGUGAUUUAAAAUAUGCAUACCUUGAGGAAGAUAAGUUUCCAGUGGUGAUCUCUUCAAAAUUAUCAUGCCAACAAGAAGCUAGCUUGUUGGAAGUUCUAAGAAAAUGCAAAGAAGCUAUUGGUUGGUCCAUUUAUGAUCUUAAGGGGAUAAGUCCUUUGGUAUGCACUCACCACAUUUAUUUGGAGGAAAAUGCUAAGCCAAUUCGUCAACCUCAAAGGCGAUUGAAUCCUCACAUGCAAGAGGUUGUUCGAAAUGAGGUACUUAAGUUGUUACAAGCUGGAAUUAUCUACUCUAUUUCGGAUAGCACUUGGGUGAGUCCUACUCAAGUUGUACCUAAAAAGUCAGGAGUGACUGUGGUACAAAAUGAAAAGGGAGAAUCUAUUCCUACAAGAUUGACCACGGGAUGGAGGGUGUGGAUUGAAGUGGAUAAAGCAAAGAUUGAGAUAAUUGUGAAUCUACCACCACCAACAAAUGUUAAAGAAGUUAGACAAUUCCUUGGUCAUGCAGGUUUUUAUAGACGUUUCAUCAAGGAUUUCUCUAAGCUAGCAAGACCUAUGUGUGCCUUACUUGCUAAGGAUGCCAAAUUCAAAUGGGAUCAAAAUUGUCAACAUUGCUUUGAAGAGUUGAAGAGACUAUUGACCACUGCACCUAUUGUGAGAAGACCAAAUUGGGACCUGCCUUUUGAAGUUAUGUGUGAUGCAAGUGAUCAAGCAAUGGGAGCAAUUCUAGGGCAAAGAGAUGAGGAGAAACCUUAUGUUAUCUACUAUGCAAGUAAAACUCUUAAUGAAGCACAAAAGAACUACACCACCACUGAGAAAGAGUUGCUUGCGGUUGUCUUUGCAUUAGAUAAGUUUAGAGCAUAUCUUGUUGGAGCUCCUAUAGUGAUCUUCACCGACCAUUCAGCUUUGAAAUAUUUAGUCAACAAGAAAGACUCUAAAGCAAGGCUAAUUCGUUGGAUUUUACUUCUUCAAGAAUUUAAUCUUGAAAUAAAGGAUAAGAAAGGUGUAGAGAAUGUGGUAGCUGACCACCUAUCCCGAAUUUCUGUGGAACACAUUCCGGAAAGCCCCCCCAUCAAUGAAGAAUUUCCUGAUGACGCUCUUUUGAAAGUAGACACCAAUCCAUGGUAUGCUCAUAUUGCAAAUUAUCUAGUCACUAGAGAACUACCUAAGGAAUGGACUAUUCAAGAGAGAAGAUUUUUCUUAUCCAAGGUGCAUGCAUACUAUUGGGAUGAACCAUUUUUGUACAAGUAUUGUGCUGAUCAACUCAUUAGGAAGUGUGUACCGGAAGAAGAACAACAAGGAAUUCUUAUGCAAUGCCAUGCUUAUGCUUGUGGAGGCCAUUUCUCCACUCAAAAGACAGCUUUGAAGGUUCUCCAAUCAGGUUUUUAUUGGCCUACUGUAUUUAAAGAUGCACAUGAAGUUUGUAAGUCUUGUGACAAGUGUCAAAGGCUUGGGAAAUUGACAAAGAGACACAUGAUGCCACUUAAUCCUAUAUUGGUAGUGGAAUUAUUUGAUAUAUGGGGAAUUGAUUUCAUGGGACCGUUUCCACUCUCUUUUGGAUACUCCUAUAUUCUGGUAGGAGUUGACUAUGUGUCAAAAUGGGUGGAAGCAAUAGCUUGUAAGCAUAAUGAUCACAAAGUGGUUGUUAAAUUUCUCAAGGAAAAUAUAUUCACAAGGUUUGGGGUGCCAAAGGCCAUUAUUAGUGAUGGAGGUACUCACUUUUGCAACAAGAUAUUCAGUAACCUUCUCGCUAAAUAUGAAGUGAAACACAAAGUAGCCACACCUUACCAUCCACAAACAAGCGGACAAGUGGAGUUAGCUAACCGUGAGAUCAAGAACAUCCUGAUGAAAGUGGUGAAUGCAAACCGCAAGGAUUGGGCACUAAGACUUCAUGAUGCACUUUGGGCUUACCGAACUGUCUACAAAACAAUUCUUGGAAUGUCACCAUAUAGGUUGGUUUUUGGUAAGGCAUGUCAUCUACCAGUGGAAAUGGAGUAUAAAGCAUGGUGGGCCAUAAAGAAAUUGAAUUUUGAUAUGCAAAGAGCUGGGUUGAAGAGAUUCCUAGAUUUGAAUGAGUUAGAAGAAAUGAGGAACGAAGCCUACAUGAAUUCAAAAUUUUCUAAGGACAAACUCAAGAGAUGGCAUGAUCAAAUUGUCCUUAGAAAAGAGUUUCAAGAGGGACAAAAGGUGCUCCUAUAUGAUUCAAAAUUGCACAUCUUUCCGGGAAAGCUCAAAUCUCGAUGGAAUGGCCCAUACUUGGUUCAUAAAGCGUAUUCAAAUGGGGUAGUCGAAAUUACUAAUCCAAAGAAUGGAUGUAUCUUCAAAGUUAAUGGACAUCGGCUUAAACCAUAUAUGGAACCUAUGAUGGGAAAUCAAAAACGAAAAUCAUCAGACAUUGAGAAAGAAUUUGUGGUGAUGAAUGACGGAAAUGGCGAAGACACUGAUCCCGAAUCACCUCCGGGAUUUUCCCUCUCUGAACCUCCCAUUUCUGGACAUCAAAAUCAGAGGAAUGUUGCAAGAUCUUCAAUGGAUAAAGGAAAAUCAAAGAUGGUUGUUACUCCUGGAAAAUUACCGGUGAAGAGAACAAGAAGCGUCAGAGCUCGAACUCUUUCAAAUUUUCCGACAUCCUCUGCUACUCCUUCAGAGCAACAUGCUGUAGUUCAAUCCACUGUUGCUAAAGCCCCUGCUCCUACUCCGGUUACAAAAUCUGCAUCUCCACCAAGCCGACCACCUUAG